AUGGAUGCCGAUGUCGAUGCGAUCGAUAUCGAAAAUGAAGAUGACGACGAUGCUGGUAUAUUCAGCAUCGCCAAUGACUGCCGAAGUGAUGACGAUGAUACCCUCACCGGUGAAGACAACGUUCUUUCAGCAGUGAACACGAAUUGCACUGCUUUUGAGCACUGCUUUUGA
Molecule: messenger RNA, 171 nt
Organism: Peronospora matthiolae
Lineage: Eukaryota; Oomycota; Peronosporomycetes; Peronosporales; Peronosporaceae
Source: the annotation of a GenBank genome assembly